AUGUCUACGCGCACCACAUCCCGCUCGCAGGACGAAAAGACCGUGCGAGAAUGGGGCUUCUCCCACGUCUUCACAUGGACAGAUGGGCCCUAUGCACACUACCCACCUCAUUCCCACAGCGGCCUGACCACGCACCUGAUCCGGCGCGGGUCACUGACCAUCACGUACCCCGAGGAUGUGAGUCCGACCAAGGAGACGUUCGGCGUUGGCGCUCGCAUCGACGUGCCUGCAGGAAAACUGCAUGAGGUGUGGAUGGGUGAAGAAGGAUGUGAGUACGUUAUUGGAGAAUAG
Molecule: messenger RNA, 291 nt
Organism: Fonsecaea multimorphosa CBS 102226
Lineage: Eukaryota; Fungi; Ascomycota; Eurotiomycetes; Chaetothyriales; Herpotrichiellaceae
Exons: 3
Coding region: 1-291 (96 amino acids)
Source: RefSeq, a predicted model, not a curated record